AUGCGAGUUCUACUCGGUCUCUGUUCGUCCCGCCUUCCCUGUCACCCAACUACUCGCUUCCUCAGCCGGAGAUGCAUGAGCGUCCGCCCAGAGGACAACCCGGCUGCCGCACCCCGUAGGAAGGUGACCAUCGAGCAUCUGCACAAACUACGCCGCGCGGGCACACCCAUCACCAUGCUCACCGCGUACGACUUCCCCACCGCCCGCGCGUGCGACGCCCACGGGGUCGACAUCACCCUCGUCGGCGACUCCCUCGCCCAGGUCUGCCUCGGCCUCCCCUCCACCACCCGCCUCACCCUCCCCGAGAUGGUCCACCACACCCGCGCCGUCGCCCGCGGCACCACCGCCCCGCUCCUCGUCGCCGACAUGCCCUUCGGCACCUACCACGCCUCCCCCGCCGACGCCGUCCGCAGCGCCGUCCGCCUCGUCCGCGACGGCCGCGCCGAGGCCGUCAAGCUCGAGGGCGGCUCCGAGGUCGUCCCCGCCGUCCGCGCCCUCACCGCCGCCGGCAUCCCCGUCAUGGCCCACGUCGGCCUCCUCCCCCAGCGCCACGCCAUGCUCUCCGGCUACCGCGUGCAGGGCCGCGACGCCCCCGCCGCCCUCGCCCUCCUCCGCGCCGCCCUCGCCCUCGAGGACGCCGGCGCGUUCGCGGUCGUCCUCGAGGCCGUCCCCCACCCCCUCGCCGCGUACAUCACCCGCCGCCUCCGCCGCGCACCCACCAUCGGCAUCGGCGCCGGCGCCGAGACCGACGGCCAGGUGCUCGUGUGGGACGACGUCAUGGGCACCUGGGGCGGCCACCAGGCCAAGUUCGUCCGCCGCUUUGCUGAUGUCGCCGGCGCGGUCGAGGGCGGCGUGAAGAGCUACUUGCAGGCGGUCAGGGAGCGCACCUUCCCCGUCGCGGCGGAGAGCUAUGAGAUGGCCGAGGGGGAGCUGGAGAAGUUCAUGCGGUUGGUCGAGGAGGAGGCCCUGCUGUCGUCCGGUGUCGGGGAGACAGAGUCGUGA
Messenger RNA from Sparassis crispa, 1002 nucleotides. Its product is annotated as 3-methyl-2-oxobutanoate hydroxymethyltransferase. Gene Ontology annotation, cellular component: mitochondrion. Gene Ontology annotation, biological process: pantothenate biosynthetic process. The record is from RefSeq and is a predicted model, not a curated record. The coding region runs from base 1 to 1002 and encodes 333 amino acids. Gene Ontology annotation, molecular function: 3-methyl-2-oxobutanoate hydroxymethyltransferase activity; magnesium ion binding. NCBI's taxonomy places the organism in Eukaryota, Fungi, Basidiomycota, Agaricomycetes, Polyporales, Sparassidaceae. The transcript has 2 exons.